AUGAAGAAUCACAAUCAAUUGUUCUUUCCUUGUUUGGAGUCACCCUUGCGGCUAUAUCUGUCUGUUGCAACAAAAGAAUCAUAUCUAGAUCCAUCCGCAGGAGUAGGAGCAGCAGCACCAGAUACUACUACGAUUGAAAUCAAAGAACACAAUAAUAGUAACGUAUCAGCUGCCGCUUCAGACAAGGUAGAAGACGAAUACAAUUCCUCUGCUACUGAUGAUGCUGAUGCUACUACUGAUGCUAUUACUGAUGCAGAUGUUAAAAAGGCACCACCAUCUACCACCGGUGCCACAAAAGAAGAAGAAGAAGAAGAAGAGCAAAUAGUGGUCAAAUCUACCAAGUGGCAAGAUCAAAAACACGAAUACUUGAGUUUGCAGGCCCUCAAUAAAAAGAAGGUUUGUGUCUCGGAUUCACCCCACGAAUGGUGUCUCUUGUGGAAUAAUGGUACUACUCCUGCUGCUGCUGCUGCUGCCAUUGCAGACGACGACGAUGAUGAUGAUGUAAAGGAGGAUUCCUUGGACGACGACGGAGAAACAAAUGGCAUUCGAGCUUCUACUUUUGUCUUGCAGUCGGUCGAUCGCAAGGUUUUCUUGACGUGCAAUGCCGAAGGAGAGUUGAGUACCUGCACCCAGGAAUAUUUGCAAGCCAAGCGACAACAACAAUUCGAGCAAGAACAAGCCGAAGAAUUAAUCUUUCAAGAAAAUGCUAAAAAUAAUAAUAAUAAUGCAGUGUCAAGGAAUGAUGGAGAUGACCAAGGAUCCUUCACAUGGGCAUUGGAAUAUGAAGAUGAAUCUGGCAUGGUGGUCAGUUUGAUCAAUACUACCUAUCAACGAAAGUUGGCUAUUCUCAAGUCAAAUGAUAAUGAUUCGAAACCUACCAAGCCUAUGUGUACCACUCUUCCACUGGCAACCAAGAGAUUGGAGGACGAAGACGAUGCGCAUCUCUUUCCUGGAAAUGACGAUGACGACGACGAAGUACCUCCUUCCACUCCUGUGUUUACAUUUCACUGGAAGAUGCGCUUUCGAUCAGGGGAACUUUUGUUCCUGUCCAAUCCUACCAUUCAACGCCGCUUGCGAUGUGACGCCUUUGGCAAACUCAAUUUGGAUGAAAACUGGAAGGGAUGGGAAGUCUUUCGAUUCGUGGAAGCGGGCCAUGGUGGAUUUGUACAAAUUACCUCGUGGACGCACGAUUCGUAUCUUUUGUAUUCCAAUCAAUAUGGCAAGGUUGGUAUGACCCAAAAUGAGGAAUCGCCCAACACGUUGUGGGAGAUUACUAGAUUCCGAGAUGCUGAGGAUGGUACGUCCGGUGGAAUUUUGUUGCGGUCGGUGCGGCAUGACAGGUACCUGUCUGCCUUGAAUGAAAAAGAGUUGGCAACGGUGGAAAAACAAAACUUUAACUUUGCUGCAGUCCAAUGGGAAUUGGAACCUGCAAACAAGAAGCUCUUCUUUUUGACCACCACCACCACCACCACAACAUCGAAUGCCGCAGCAUCCAAAGCAUCUUUUGCCGACGGUACUGUCAAUCACCACUUUUUGUCUUCCAGACCAAACGGCAAGGUAUUUUCUACGAAACAUGGCAAGGAUUGGGAAGAAUGGGAAUUGAAACCCGUACUACAAGAGGGCAAGACCUUGGAGGAGGAGGAUGACAGAAAACCAUCGGCAGGUGGGUUUGCCGAAGAGGUAAAUAUGUAUUCCAUAUACUCCAACAAGCACCAAAAGUAUCUUGGUUCUUCGGAGGAUGGAAAUGUAUACACUAUUGAAUCACUCGGAGAAUCAGAGCAUUGGGAGCUCGAAGAAUCUCCCAGUGGUGACGGUUACAUUGUAAUUCCGCACUUGUAUGGUGACCGACAGCUGUUCUGCAACGACCAGGGUGAAUUGACAACUUCGCCCACCGAAUGUCAAGCUUGGAACUUGCAACCCCGCAUGCCGAACUCCAUUUCCAAGAACCAAAUGGCAGUGGCAGGUGUAGCCGCUGCUACCCUACUUGUAGCCUCUCCACUUUCAUUCGCGCUUGGGGCUGCUGCUCGAGCCCCGUUUGCGGCCAUGAUGGUCGGUGGCGCAGAAGUUGUCACGGCGGAAGCGGCAGUGGCAUAUGGUGUUGGAACAGCGGUGAUUGGAUCCUCAGCAGUUGCCAUUAUGACAGAUCACAAGAACCGACUAGAAUCGAAAAAGUCACAGCAAAACGAACUUCCGAUUCAAUCUGUCAAUCGUCCACUGGUUGGAUGGAGAUCAUGGUAG
Messenger RNA from Cylindrotheca closterium, 2238 nucleotides. Lineage: Eukaryota; Bacillariophyta; Bacillariophyceae; Bacillariales; Bacillariaceae. The record is from the annotation of a GenBank genome assembly.